This is a messenger RNA of Wyeomyia smithii (pitcher-plant mosquito), 543 nucleotides long. RefSeq names its product mitochondrial import inner membrane translocase subunit TIM14. The coding region runs from base 127 to 483 and encodes 118 amino acids. The record is from RefSeq and is a predicted model, not a curated record. Gene Ontology annotation, cellular component: PAM complex, Tim23 associated import motor. Lineage: Eukaryota; Metazoa; Arthropoda; Insecta; Diptera; Culicidae. Gene Ontology annotation, molecular function: ATPase activator activity. Gene Ontology annotation, biological process: protein import into mitochondrial matrix. The transcript has 3 exons.
AGCUAUCAUUUUUUUGGUAACGCACGUAAAUUCACUUCCGACUGAUUGACAGUGUUCCACUGUUCUGUUUGUUUACAAUCAAAAGUCAGCUGAAAUAUAUUUUUGUGGGUGCUUUAUUCAUCAAAAAUGUCGACAUCCGUAAUUCUAGCAGGGUUGGGACUAGCCGCAAUUGGUUUCGGUGGCCGGGCUUUGCUGCGUCAAAUGCCUAAUGCGGCAAGCAAAAUGCAGGAAGCGCUUCAAAGUUUGCCUAAAUUUGACGCUAAAUCGAUGGCUAAUUCCAAAUACUAUCGCGGAGGCUUUGAUCCAAAAAUGAAUAAAAGAGAGGCCGCUCUUAUACUAGGUAUUAGCCCGUCGGCAUCAAAGCUGAAGAUCAAAGAUGCUCAUAAAAAAAUUAUGUUACUAAAUCAUCCAGAUCGUGGAGGUUCACCAUAUUUAGCUGCUAAAAUAAAUGAGGCAAAAGAUUUCUUGGAUAAUGCGAAAUAGCUACCACGAGCAAAGAAUUUGUAAAUAUUGAACUGAAAUUUUAAUAAAUAGUGUAGCAGA